CAUAGACAUUUCUAUUAAUAUGGAGUGAGAAAGCAAUCUCUAUGCAUGGUUGCUGGUAUACACAUCACAUGACAAGUGUGUGGGAAAAAAUGGUCUAAGAACAAAGUAUGAAUAAGCCCUCAUCAUAGCAUUUUCUUUCUUUCUUCCUCCUCGAAGCUCUCACCCUUUCUAUCUUUUCUCUCUUUCCUCUAUCUGCCACUAAAAUUUAUGAGAGAGGAAUGGAUGGUAGGUCUAGUGGCUGAACCUCAGUUAUUGAGCUCAACUUCCUUUUUCAUACAGUUCACUGUUUCUGCUCCGGCCAAUGCUAAGCUAGCAGAAAACAUCAUUAUUUAUCUUCCCACAUAUAGACAGACUCGAACUCAAUAACUCAUGAGUCGUGCCCUUUUCUUGCUAUGGUUUGUUGGGGAGUAGUUAUUGCCCCUGCAGUAACUUAUGCCACCAGUAAACAGACAAAGGUUGAUUCAAGCCUAUAAAGAUGUAGUUAAAGGAAAUGAGCAUUUGUUACCUGGUUUUUCUCCCUCUCUUCUGAGUUCUCUUCUGUAACUUCUUCCUUCACUUCCAAACUUCCACAUAAUUGUGUUGCUGGACGCAAUGGAGAUUGAGCAAAUUUCCUCUGGUGAUGGUGAUGAUCACCUUGCUGGAACUUGCCAUGCUACUGAGGGUGGCGACUCAAAGGAAGUUGAAGAUGUAGCAGCAGAGGCUGCUUACAUUGUGUGGGAAGAUUUAAGUGUCGUGCUUCCAAACUUUGGUGAUGGACCAACAAGGAGAUUGCUUGAUAGGCUCAAUGGCUAUGCUGAGCCUGGGAAGAUCAAGGCCGUCAUGGGUCCAUCUGGGUCCGGGAAAACAACUCUUCUUGAUGCAUUAGCAGGUAGGCUGCCAGGAAAUGUGGUGAUGACUGGGAAUAUCCUACUCAAUGGAAAGAAGAAGAAACUCAACUAUGGUGGUGUUGGUUAUGUGAGACAAGAAAAUACACUGCUCGGGACUCUCACUGUGAGAGAAACCAUAAAAUACUCUGCUCACUUGAGACUCCCAAGCACAAUGACGAAAGAAGAAAUUGAUGACAUUGCAGAGGGAACUAUAGCGGAAAUGGGUCUCCAAGAUUGUGCAGAUCGAUCAAUCGGGAACUGGCAUUUAAGGGGCAUAAGUGGUGGGGAGAAGAAAAGACUAAGCAUUGCACUUGAAAUCCUCACUAAGCCUCACCUUCUAUUUCUAGACGAACCUACCACUGGCCUAGACAGUGCCUCGGCUUUCUUUGUGGUUCAAACUCUCAGAAACAUUGCUAAAGAUGGAAGAACCAUCAUAUCUUCGAUACACCAGCCAAGCAGUGAAGUUUUUGCACUUUUCGAUGACCUUUGCUUGUUAUCUGGUGGUGAGACUGUCUACUCUGGAGAAGCAAAAAUGGCAGUAGAGUUCUUUGCUCAAGCUGGAUUCCCUUGUCUCAUAAGGCGAAAUCCUUCUGAUCAUUUCCUACGCUGCAUUAACUCAGACUUCGACCAGAUCAAACUUCCUUUGAUGGGAUCUAAACAGGACAUGGGUAAACCCUUGGAAUCUUCAACAUACCUACCCACAGGAGAGAUCAAGGCAAUGCUAAUCAAGCAAUACAAGCCAUCCAACUAUGCAGCCAGGGAAAAAGAAAGAAUAAAGGAAAUCCUGGCUAUUAAAGGAAAUUCAAUUAAAAGAAAACUGAAAAGGCAAGCUAAUUGGUCAAAGCAACUCUGCACAUUGACACAAAGAUCUCAUGUGAACAUGAGGAGAGAUUUGGGUUACUACUGGGUGAGGAUAGGAAUCUAUAUAGUCUUGUCUGUAUGUGUCGGUACCAUCUUUUUCGAUGUUGGAACAAGUGGUUCAGUCUUUGCAAGAGGAGCCUAUGCAGGAUUCAUUUCAGGCUUCAUGACAUUCAUGUCAAUUGGAGGCUUUCCUUCCUUCAUUGAGGAAUUGAAGGUUUUCCAUGAAGAAAGACUAAACAGGCACUAUGGAGUAGGGGUGUACAUUCUAUCAAACUUCCUCUCUUCAUUCCCUUACUUGAUAGUUAUGUCACUCUCCACGUCGAGUAUUACCUAUUACAUGGUGAAAUCUAGAGCUGGGUUUUCAGGAUUUGUGUUCAUCUUUCUCGACCUUCUAAGCUGUAUAGCAGCUGUUGAGAGCUGCAUGAUGACCAUAGCUUCACUUGUUCCCAACUACUUAAUGGGUAUCAUUAUUGGAGCCUGCUAUAUCGGGAUCCUAAUGAUGACUUCGGGCUUCUUCCGUUUCCUGCCUGAUCUUCCUAAGGUUCUGUGGCGUUACCCAAUCUCGUACGUCAACUUUGCUGUAUGGGGACUACAGGGAGCAUACAAGAAUGACAUGAUUGGGCAGGAGUUUGAAGCUUUAAUACCUGGUGGGCCAAAGCUGAAAGGUGAAGUCUUUCUGACUACAGUGCUGGGAGUCAACAUUGGAUAUUCGAAGUGGUGGGACUUGGCUGCAGUUGUUGUUAUCCUGAUAGCUUUCAGACUUGCCUUUUAUGCUAUCCUCAAGUUAAAAGAGAGGUCUUCACCUCUGCUGAGGGAGAUUUACACCAAGCGAACUCUGCAUCAUCUAAAGAAGAAAAGGCCAUCUUUUAGGAUUUCGAGUUCUUCGCGCUUCCCUUCCAAGAGGCAUCAACAAGUCAUUCAUUCUUUGUCUUCUCAAGAAGGUCUCUUCUCUCCAAUCCACUAGGCUCGCUGUACUCAACCCACCUAAGAAGAAACAAACAAUUGGGCAAUUAGUGGAAGUGCCCCUCACCACAUAUUUCCACCCAUAUGCAUAUGUAUAUCAUGUCAUCAUGCUUAGUUGUGACAUCCUAUAAAAUUGGAACGAUACACAGAAAAUCGUGUUCUAGUGGUUACCUUGCCAUAUUGUAAGUUCUCAUGAUGAUAAGCAAUGUUCUAAAAGUUCUAGCUAGAAGAAAGCAGCAGAGCAGGACUUCUCUUGCGACCUAUGAAAAUGGCUAAUCAGCCCUCUCUCUAAAUUCCAAUAUCAAACACUGGUUCCUUUCUCUCUCUCUCCAUUCAUCACCUUUCUUUCCAUCUUUCAUCUUUUCAGCCUUUUUUAUCACCUACCUUUUCCCUACCAUGCGUUGAAGCUUGGGAUCAGGAUGGAUGUUGCGGUAGGAAAUGCAUUGUUAAGCAUGUACGUGGACCUAUUUCGUAUAGAAGCAGCAAAGAAAGUCUUCUCUGACAUGGAAGAGGUCGAUGUUGUAUCAUAUAACUAUUUGAUUUCUGCAUUGGCAAGCAGCAAUUGCAAGGAUAAAGCUUGGGAGCUCUUCGGAGCGAUGAUGAUGCAACAAUCAGAAAUCAUGCCAAACUCUUACACAAUGGUGUCUCUGCUUUCUUGUUGUGGGGAUGAAACUUAUCUCAAUGUCGGGCGUUGCAUCCAUGGAUUAGUGAUUAAACUUGGUGUGAAUGAUAUUACAGAAUACUGCUCUUGCUGAUACGAACAUGAUUUGUGGCGAUGAAGAAACAGCGAGGAAUCUAUUCGAGGUCUGUUCACGUAGAGACCUGAUCUCUUGGAACGCUAUGAUUUCUGCCUAUGUGAAAAAGAACCAAACUGAUGAGGCUCUAUCACUAAGUAUGAUCACUGAGGUGGAGCCGAACUCCAUCACCAUUAUCAACGUUCUCUCGGCAUGUACUGACCUUGCCAAUUUGCCUCGUGGACAGCAAAUUCAAGCAUAUGCAGCCCGCAGAUUCUCCCCUCUCGAAUUCGACCUCUCUCUGGUGAAUGCUUUCAUCACAAUGUAUGCACGAAGCGGCAGCGAACAGGGUGCUGAAAACAUCUUCAGAACUCUGCAGGAGAGGAAUACCAUAUCAUGGAACGCCAUGAUCAGUGGAUAUGCCACAAAUGGCUCCUCUGCUGAUGCCAUCCAAGCCUUCAUGGAUAUGUUGGAAGAAGGAUUCCAGCCUAAUGGCGUGACAUUCUUAUCCAUACUGUCUGCCUGCCGCCAUGGUGUUUUAAUAAGAAAAGGCCUGCAGAUUUUCAGUUUCAUGGUUCGCGGCAUGAAAAUAACUCCCCAACUUGCUCAUUACGGGUGCAUAGUUGAUCUACUUGUUCGUGGUGGGUUCUUACAAGAAGCUAGAGAGUUUAUCAAUUCCAUGCUGGUGGAACCUGAUGCAUCGAUUUGAAGAAGUCUACUGAUUGGCUGUAGAUUCAUUGUGACCCUGAAAUGGCAACAUUGGUUUUUGGUAAGCUAAUCGAUUUGGAGCCAAAUAAUCCAGGAAACUAUGUUUUGCUGGCCAACAUAUAUGCUGCAGCAGGGGUUUGGUCUGAGGUUAGGGAUGUAAGAGCAUUGUUGAAAGAGAAGGGUUUGAAGAAGCCUCCAGGAAUUAGUUGGAUCAUUCUAGGGGGUCGUGUUCACUCUUUUGCUGCCGGAGACACAUCACACCCUAAAUCUGUUGAGAUUUAUGCUAAUCU
Linum tenue is the source of this 4422-nucleotide messenger RNA. The record is from the annotation of a GenBank genome assembly. Lineage: Eukaryota; Viridiplantae; Streptophyta; Magnoliopsida; Malpighiales; Linaceae.